This is a messenger RNA of Propithecus coquereli (Coquerel's sifaka), 1464 nucleotides long. RefSeq names its product modulator of apoptosis 1 (gene MOAP1). NCBI's taxonomy places the organism in Eukaryota, Metazoa, Chordata, Mammalia, Primates, Indriidae. The coding region runs from base 173 to 1234 and encodes 353 amino acids. The record is from RefSeq and is a predicted model, not a curated record. Gene Ontology annotation, biological process: regulation of apoptotic process. The transcript has 2 exons.
CUGGCGCCUCGGCCGCCGGGGGACGGACGCGGGCACCCAGCACUAGAUAACGGCUGCUAGACCUCGGCACGUUACGAGACUCAUCUGGGGUACCGCGGAGGAUUACUCUGAAUUGCGGUGGGCAUCUGUGUCCCGAACGAAUUAGAACUUAAAAUCUAUUAUUUCGGGCGCCAUGACGUUGAGACUCUUAGAAGAUUGGUGCAGGGGGAUGGAUAUGAACCCUCGAAAGGCGCUGUUGAUUGCCGGCAUCCCCCAGACCUGCAGUGUGGCAGAAAUCGAGGAGGCUCUGCGGGCUGGUUUAGCUCCUUUAGGGGAGUACAGACUGCUUGGGAGGAUGUUCAGGAGGGACGAGAACAGGAAUGUAGCCUUAGUAGGGCUUACUGAGGAGACUGUUCAUGCUCUGGUCCCUAAGGAGAUACCGGGAAAGGGGGGUAUCUGGAGAGUGAUCUUUAAGCCCCCUGACCCAGAUAAUGAAUUUCUAAGCAGAUUAAACGAAUUUUUAAAGGGAGAGGGGAUGACAGUGAGUGAGUUGACCAGAGCUCUAGGGUAUGAAAAUGACCCUUUUGACCUAGACCGGGACAUGAUCCCAGAAAUUCGGGCCCCUAUGUUGGCACAGGCAUUGGAUGAGGCUCUUCAGCCUGUCCUGCAAUUCCUGAACUAUAAAAAGCUGAGAGUAUUCUCGGGCAGGGAUCCUCCAGAACCAGAAGAGGAAGAAUUCGGACCCUGGUUGUUUCAUACGACUCAAAUGAUGAAGGCAUGGCAGGUGUCAGAUGCAGAGAAAAGAAGGCGAUUGCUAGAGAGCCUCAGAGGCCCAGCAUUUGAUGUUAUUCGCGUCCUCAAGAUCAGCAAUCCUUUAAUUACAGUCCGUGAAUGCCUGCAGGCUCUUGAGCAGGUAUUUGGGGUUAUAGAUAAUCCUAGGGAGUUGCAAGUCAAAUAUCUAACCACUUACCAGAAGGAUGAAGAAAAAUUAUCAGCUUACAUACUAAGGCUGGAGCCUUUGUUACAGAAGCUGGUACAGAGAGGAGCAAUUGAGAGAGACAUUGUGAAUCAGGCCCGCUUAGACCAAAUCAUUGCUGGGGCAGUCCACAGAACAGUUCGCAGACAGUUUGAUCUGCCAGAGGAUGGCCCAGCCCCUGGCUUCUUGCAGUUACUGGCACUGAUAAAGGAUGGGGAGGCAGUUGAGGAGGAGGAGGAGGCCCUUCUCCAGGCAGGAUUAGGAGAGCAUUUCACCUGAAUCUCAGGAAACCAGGAAGGGAUAUCUGUCAGUAAGUGGACCAUGAAAGUAGAAGAGUCUGUAUACUCCAGUGACAGGCAUCAACCAAUCCCUACCUGUGCGGCCAAGUAACCGAUUUUUGUGCAGGUCUCAGUAUAAACGCUUUGUCAUUUCUAUGCCCAUUUAAUGUCUCCUAAAUGUGUCAUUGACCAGGAAGAGUGUAGUUCUGCACUGCUAUUUAUUUAAAACUG